This is a messenger RNA of Sebastes umbrosus (honeycomb rockfish), 1214 nucleotides long. RefSeq names its product transmembrane protein 220 (gene tmem220). The record is from RefSeq and is a predicted model, not a curated record. Lineage: Eukaryota; Metazoa; Chordata; Actinopteri; Perciformes; Sebastidae. The transcript has 5 exons. The coding region runs from base 714 to 1178 and encodes 154 amino acids.
CAGCUAAAAAAAAUAAUAAAGAAGAAGGGAAAAAAAUAUAAUAAAAAAAACAUUUCUCACGUUUAGGACUAUAAUGAUUGUCCGAUAAUCAUUUUUAUUACAAGCCAUGAACAAAACUUUAAUUGACAGUCAAUAAUGAUUUUAUUUUGUAGGGGAACAUCGGAAGUCAAGUGUCUGUCUUGUGGGUACCUUGACGUCACUGCGGUCUUAGAUCAUGUAUGCUCGAUUUGCUGUACGGGACAUCCAGGCCAGAAAACCAUCCAAGAUUUAAUCCAACGUAGUUAAAUAAAACAGACCGGUAGGGGUCUUUUUGUCACAUGAGAAGAUACUUAUGUUAGAGGACAUAUAAAAACACAAUAUUACGAUUAUAGGACUUUAUCCCUGGGUGUAGUACUGACAGUUAUACAACCUAUAAUUACACAAAUAAAAGAACAUCCUCCUAAAAUGAUCGUCUGUGGGCUUUUACUGUAGAUGACGUAUAAAAGGGGGUGUAUGGUGUCAUAUUUUGCUUAUUUGGGAGUUAAAGACAUUAAACAAUUUGUGAAUUGUGGUUAAAUGUCUAAGCAUGCAGGUAAACACGCAGAAGUCGAGAUAAAUAUCAAACGAACCCCUCACAGUGUUAUCACACCAGAAGGACUGGGUCAGCGCGUUUGAUUUCGUAUACCUUUACAUCCCGUAGGCCCGGGCGGGGAAGUGAAAGGUUACAAACAACAAUGGUGGAAGUUUCAUGUCUUUCUGUCAUUUGGAGAGUCUGCAACUUUUUCAUGUCUUUAUUCUUCUCUCUUGCAACAUAUGUACAGGUUGGUUAUGCUGUUCCUGCGGUUCUGUGUGCAUUUAUUGGCUUUAAACCCCAUGUGACAGAGACUUUGUCCUGGAGGCGUGUUGCUCAUCUCCAUUUGAUGGUUUCCAGCGCUCUUGUUGCCAUGUUGGGAUGGAGACUUUAUAAAGAGAGAAUCACAGAGAUCUUCCAACAGGAGGAGGGCAGAGAAUUUUCGGGCCUCAUGUUGACGGUUGUUUGGCUUCUCCUGUGUCGCCACUCUGGAAGGGCUCCAGUCGGGAUGCUCAGAGUCUCAACAGCUGUUGCCAUCACAGUCUUCCCCUUUGUGGCCUGGCUUUACUACUACAUCAAUAAGGAGCUGAGAUCAAACUGGCCUUCACAUUGUAAAACUGCUAUUUAGAUCAACUUCCUGCCUCUUUUUUGGCUGAUUACGUAU